Molecule: messenger RNA, 1637 nt
Organism: Galeopterus variegatus (Sunda flying lemur)
Lineage: Eukaryota; Metazoa; Chordata; Mammalia; Dermoptera; Cynocephalidae
Gene: CEP89
Product: centrosomal protein 89kDa
Exons: 14
Biological process (GO): cilium assembly; mitochondrion organization; chemical synaptic transmission
Cellular component (GO): ciliary transition fiber; centriole
Source: RefSeq, a predicted model, not a curated record
CAGACUGCGGUGAGACCUGCUGGUAAGUCCAGCCACUGGGCUGGCCAACCCCCAGCAGCCAGGAUGCUCCUGGGAUAUCCGAGAGGACGCAAGAGCCAGUUCAAAUACAUCAUCCAUGGCCUUCUCCCUGCAGCCAGCAUCGCUCCAAAGCCAGCUGUGCCCCGCACGCCUCCUCCCCGCAGCCCCAACCCAUCUCCAGAGAGACCAAGAUCUGCGCUGGCUGCAGCCAUUCUGGCAACCACAUUGACUGGGCAGACUGUUGCCAUUCCACAGCCUCACUGGAGAUCCCGGUCUGAGAGUGACAGGACCUAUGUUGAAAAGGAAAAGGACAGCUUCAUCGAGCCCUAUGACACCACCUCAGAGCUGAAGUCUCGACCAAAUUGGCAGAGUGAGAUGGGAAGAAGAACUUCUUUACCAUCCUUUGAAAUGCUGGGCUAUGGGGAUGAAGAGGACGCUGAAACACCAUGGUCAUCCAGCUACAAGGAGUCGGGGGAUGUCAGUGCCCAGAAAGAAGAGGGAGGUGGCAGUGAUGCUGAGUAUGCUGGGCCACGCAGAGAUCAGGUGCCAUUGUCACAUGGGAUAGACACUGACGAUGAUGAAAAUAUUUCUGAGCAAGAUGAGUUUCCAGGCUCACCUCUGAUACUACAGCAUACACAACAAAAAGAUAGUAAAUACUCUGUUCUGAAUUUAAAGGAUGAAAACCCUCCAUUAUGUGAAAAACCUCCACCUCCUCCAGAUAUAGCUGGUAGAGCACGUCAAAGAUACAUAGAAAUAACCAAAGAAAAGUUUGAGGAAUUAAAAGAAGAAAAUUUGCUCCUAAACAAUAAGAACAAUCAAACCCUUACCCUUGAACUAAAACUAAUGAAACAAGCAAUGAAAGAACUACAAUUAAAACUUAAGCAAAUGGAAAAAGACAAUGGAAGGCUGAAAAAGGCUGAGAAAACAUCAUCUCAGGAAGGCACUACACCUGAAUUACUUUAUCUAAGAAAACAAGUUCAGGAACUGGUGGACGAAAAUGAUGGGUUGAAAAUGAUUGUCCAUCGUUUGAAUGUAGAACUGAGUCGAUAUCAAACAAAAUUCAGGCAUUUGUCCAAGGAAGAGAGUUUAAAAAUUGAAGGCCUCCCAUCAAAGGGCCCUAUACCACCCUGGUUGUUGGAUAUAAAGUACCUGUGCCCCUUGUUGCUGGCUUAUGAAGAUAGAAUGAAAGAGAAGGACGAGUUCAGUUGUACCCUUGAGGAGGAAAUGAGAAUGUUUAGGAUGCGAGUCCAAGAAGUGGUGAAAGAAAAUGAAGAAUUGCACCAAGAGUUAAAUAAGAGUAGUCCUGUUACCAGGGAGGAAUGGCGUCAGCUUCAGGCUCAAGCAGAACUGGUUUUAGAGGAAAACAAGUUGUUGAUAGAACAGUUGGAGAUUCAGCAAACGAAAGCCAAGGACACCCACCAGGAGCAUCUCCAAGAAGUUUCUAAGCUGACAAAACAACUAAUGCUCCUGGAGACUAAAACCCAGGGCCAAGAAAAGGAGCUGAUGGAAAACAAGGAGCAGUUGGAGAGUUUACAUGCCAGGUGCCAAGAACUCAAAACACACUUGGACGGCAAAAUUACAAUGAAAGUUCAUACUUCGAUUGUAAAUGAAUUAAAAAG